AUGCAUCUCAAGUCGGCGGACACUUCGGUCCUCAAAGGACUUCGAGAAAAGUCCUUGAUUCAGGUUCGUGUGGGUCUUCCAAAGAAGAACCCUAAAGUUUUGAAACCCGCUUUCACCAUUCCUCCCAAACUGUUACAAUCCCUUGUAGAAGACCCUAAAUGGGAUGAAAAAGGCAGCGUCACACAAAACUACAAUUCCUUCGGCGUCGUCAAUGACCCUAACUCCCUCACUGAUUCUCUUCGAGCUCCUCCUUCUGUCUCCGAUGACCCCAACGAUUCCGGCAGUGACCUCGAAGAAGACGGACAACCUCAUGAGGUGGCGGAAUCGAGUGGUAUCGUAGCUAUAUGGCUUAUACCUUUGCAUUUCAGUUUUGCGUUUCAGUUUCCUCUUCAGAGGUUUCUACAGUGCCAGCUGAAAACAGGUGUGAUUGCAUGGGUUUCUCUUUUGGGUUUAGUGGUGAAUGUUGUAUUGAGUUGGUUGUUGGUUUAUGUUUGGGAUUUUGGGCUUAUUGGUGCUGCAAUAGCUUUGGAUGUUUCAUGGUGGGUAUUGGUAAUUGAGAUGUUUGGGUACACAGUUUGUGGGGGUUGUCCUUUGACUUGGAAUGGUUUUUCAAUGGAAGCAUUUUCUGGCCUUUGGGAAUUCUUCAAACUGUCAUUAGCUUCAGGGGUGAUGCUUUGUUUAGAGAAUUGGAGGCAAAAAGGUAAGGUGGAUUGUUGUGAACUUGUGGUUAGAGUUCCAGGAUCUGCUGCAGUUACAUUGUUGUUUGUGUACUUGUGGUUAGAAUACACAUUAUACUAUUGCAUCCUCAUGGUUGAGUUGGAACCCAGGAUCUGCUUAUGGAAUUGGUUUUGCAGUAUGACUAUGAAUGGAUGGGAAAUGAUGAUUCCAUUUGCCUUCUUUGCCGCCAUACAAGGCAUGGUUAAACCAUCCAAGCUUUUAACAUGCUUCCAGUGGGGUGCCUUGAUGGUGGCAGGACGCAUGUUUCACGGAAAACCACUGUAUGUUGCUUUUGCUCAGAGGAAAGAUGUUGUUGCAACUGUGGCAUUUGGUAUGGGACUAGAUAAAAGAGAUGUUGGAGCAGUAAUUCAUUACAGUUUACCUGGAAGUCUGGAAGAGUAUGUACAGGAGCUAGAUAAUCUACCUACAGAAGAGAAGGCUUUGCUGAAUUCACUCCAAACUGGGAAUAGGCUGAUAGCUGCUGGCUAUGUUCUAUAUUCAUCUGCAACUAUACUCUGCAUCACCUUUGGCUCUGGUACACAUGCAUUCACGCUCGACCGCUCAACGGGAGACUUCAUUCUCACAAAUCCAAACAUUAAAAUUCCUCCUCGCGGGCAAAUAUAUUCUGUGAAUGAUGCAAGAUAUUUUGAUUGGCCUGAAGGUUUAAGGAAAUAUAUAGAUACCGUGAGACAAGGAAAAGGUAGAUAUCCUAAGAAGUACUCUGCAAGGUAUAUAUGUUCGCUGGUGGCGGAUCUCCACCGAACUUUGUUGUAUGGGGGAGUGGCUAUGAAUCCGAGGGACCAUCUUCGACUUGUUUAUGAAGCAAACCCUCUUAGUUUCAUUGUGGAGCAAGCUGGUGGAACAGGGUCCGAUUGGAAAAGUAGGAUUCUUUCACUUCAACCAGUUAAACUUCACCAAAGACUUCCUCUCUUUUUGGGGAGUUUGGAAGACAUGGAAGAGUUGGAAAGUUAUGGAGAUGUACAACAAAAAGUAAAUCCUGGUUAUGAGGUUUGA
Messenger RNA from Vicia faba (fava bean), 1731 nucleotides. The record is from the annotation of a GenBank genome assembly. Lineage: Eukaryota; Viridiplantae; Streptophyta; Magnoliopsida; Fabales; Fabaceae.